Messenger RNA from Bactrocera dorsalis (oriental fruit fly), 2844 nucleotides. RefSeq lists its product as uncharacterized. The record is from RefSeq and is a predicted model, not a curated record. The transcript has 3 exons. Bases 1458 to 2138 code for a protein of 226 amino acids. Lineage: Eukaryota; Metazoa; Arthropoda; Insecta; Diptera; Tephritidae.
AGAACGUGACUCCACUUAAAGCGGGUGUGUCGUAGUAAAGUGCCCACUUGUGCGCUAAUAGCAAAGUAAAUGAUUUUCAGCUGACCGCGUGUGAGCAUAUCGGUAAAUUUACGCAAAUUGUGCAAACGAAAAUUGGUGCAAUGACAAUGUUAAACAAAAUCAAAUAUUUAAAUAUAAAAUAUAAAUAAUUGCUUUUGCCAUCAGCAGUUAAAUAGUGAUAAGAAAGCUCGUGUGUGUGCCAAUUAAAUAACGCAAAAAAUAUUUACAUUGAAAAUCGCUCUUUUAAAAUUUGUUUGACUAACAUAGCUUACAAUUAAUUCUUUUAUUAUGUAAUAUAUACAAACAGUAGCAAAAACUGAUGCACGUUGUUUGCUGUGGUCUUUUUGAUAUCCAUAUUUCACUAGUAUGCUGAUAGUGAUAAGUUUUCAUGGUGUUUCGCUGGAUUGGAUUCAGGUUCGUGCCUAGAUAAUUAUUGCUCGAGAAAAUGCGUCCUUAAAGCAAUUAGACAUAUGUAUGUGUAUAAUCGAUGCAGCAAGCACAAAAAUGCUAGUCGCUAAUAACAAUUGCAAACAACAACAAAGAGAUAAUAUACUGUAUUACAGCGCUUAAGCCACUUAUGUUUAUACAUAUAUGUAUACAUAUGUAUUUGUGUGUGUGUAUGUAUGCCAGCUAGUUGAGCCACGCACCUUUCUCCAAUAAUGAGCUCUCUUAUGUCCAUACAAUGCGUUUAUUUAGACUCAAAAAUCUCUAAAAGUAUGCUAAUAUAGAAACGUCAUUAGUCACUCGGCUUUGACGUAUGUCUUUCUAAAGAAAAGGCAAAGAUUCGUUUUCGUCACAGCCACCGCGGUUUUCGUAAAAUGUGAUUCAGCUUACAUUUCAGGAAUUCCGAAACACCACUUCAUUGAGUUUGCCACGCUUGGCUGGGGGAGCCCCUCUCAAUGUUAUUCUACAGUUGCGCUUUACACUGCCGAAGCUCCCACACAUGCAUUGAAUCGUUAACGUCGCGAGAUGACCAACCGAUCUACCACUUUGCAUUGAUCUUUCAGCCGGUUUUCUAACUAUUCGCGUUUCAGUCGCUCACUGUGAUUGUCGUGUGUUGUUCAUAACCAAUAUUUCAGGCUUGUUGUAUUUUUUGAGUUCGCGUGAGUGCAUCGAGUUUCGUUGACUGCGCGUUAUUAACAAAUGAAUUAAGCUAAUUAAAUUGUACAUAAAAAUUAUAAUUUUGUAAUUAAAAAUAAUUUGUAUUGUUUUUCACGAACAGUGUAGUUGUGUGCGCCGAUCGAUUCAGUGUUCGAACGAAUUGAGGAAGUGAUCGCUUUGAAAGCAACGAAAACUAGAAACAACAAAAUUAUCCAAAUACAAAAGUGAUCUGCAUUAGUUGGUUAUUAAAAAGUGCAGCGUAAAAAAAAAAACUGAAACUAAACCAUAAACAGCAAAAACAAAUACAAAUAGCAAAGAUGCCAACGUACGACAAACAGAAUCAUAAAAAUCUUUUGAAACUAAUCACAGUUUUAACUGUUCUAGUGCAAGGAACGCUCGGUCAAUCGUUUUUGCUCACUUUGGGACAAAAUCAGCGAAACUUCUUUUCGGAAGGCAAUUCACAUGAAACGUUUUUGAAUCAACCACUUACCGAACGUCUAAAUUAUACGGAUACAGUGCCGAACAUACAUUUGGAGACGCGUGGAGAGUUUGAUGAUAACAACACCACGAUAAUUGUUAUAAAAAGUAUACACGAACAAUCCAACGAAUUGUCACAGACUGCAAUGGACAUCAUAACCAUAGUUUGGUAUGUGGCCACAUUUCUGGCGCUAGCGGCAUUCUUCCUGCUCAUGGCCUGCUCGGACAGACGCUGCACGGAGACCCGAGGCAGCGUGCUGCGCAACGAAACGCCAAUUGCACCGCCCACACCCUCGCCCUCGUACAGCGAAUUCGCACCGCCCAGUUACGAUUCAGUGAUCAAAAUGCAGCACGACGCCAAAACCAGCGUCUUCGUUAUACCUUUCGCGCCCAUGGAUCCAUCAGCGAAUAAAGAUGUGAGCAAUAACAGUAAUGGUGGCGGUGUGCAUACACCGCAGACACCAACCACGCCAGCAAUCAAUUUCUACACAGUGAAUGAGUUGGAGAAAUUCAGUUGCUAGUUGGGCAGCUGGGCUAACGGUCGCCAAUAUGUGCGCAUGUGUUUAUGCAUUUAAUCGAUUUAAAUGUGACAGUAUGUGUCAGCAUGAAUCACACCCGGCGCGCUUAACGUAAAGCGUAUUCUAAUACGUCAAAGUCGAUUUGCGCAAUUGGUAGCCCUAACUGGUAACUACCAUAUUUACCUGUAUAAUUGUGUAUGUAUAUAGAGAACACAUUUAUAUAUAUGUAUGUAUAUAUUUACAACGUAAAACGAAUCAAAUUUUCUCAAAAGAACUGUGAUAUUAAUUAAAGUUGCUUCUAAUUGCAUUUGUUGAAUACAUAUUUAAGCAAGCUCUGUUAUUAUUAUGCAUUGCAAGUGAGUGAGAAUAACAAAAAUAACAUUCGCCAUUAGUAUAUACUCGUAUAAUUGCAGUGCGUUUGUAAAUGAAAACAAAGAAACUAUAUGUAAAUAUUUCUAUGUAAAUAAUAUGCGUACGUACAUAUAUAUCAUUUCUAUUUAUGUAGCCUCAAUUACGUUACGUAAUACUAUUAUGAUAACGUUAUGUGCAUACAUAAAACGACAUAGCUUUACCUUGAUUUGUAAGUAUGUAAGCGAAAGACUGAAUUAUUUGCGAAGAUAUGCAAAAACCAUAUUUUCCACUGUAAUUAGUCGGUGCUUUAAGUUUUCCUGUUAUUAUACCAUAUAUAUGUACAUAUAGUAUAUAUUAU